Molecule: messenger RNA, 4124 nt
Organism: Oncorhynchus masou masou (cherry salmon)
Lineage: Eukaryota; Metazoa; Chordata; Actinopteri; Salmoniformes; Salmonidae
Product: choline-phosphate cytidylyltransferase A-like
Exons: 8
Coding region: 1030-2127 (365 amino acids)
Biological process (GO): CDP-choline pathway
Cellular component (GO): endoplasmic reticulum
Molecular function (GO): choline-phosphate cytidylyltransferase activity; phosphatidylcholine binding
Source: RefSeq, a predicted model, not a curated record
AAGAGAGAUUGGAAACCACUUUGCCCUGGUUGUAUUGUAUUAGAACUAGGCAACUAGUUAAUUAGCUAACUAAGCUUGAUGAGUUAUGAUGGAAAAUGAAACGUCUUUAGAAUUGUUUUGUUGCAUAUAGUAUCCAGCAGAUGGCAACACGUGCAUGGUUAACUGAUGAGUUAUGUCAUUUCCUACUGUAGCGUUGUAGUUCCGACAAGCUGUCAAUCAAACUUUGUGUCAGUCGAUUGUUGUCUGGUACUCUGUCUUGGAAAGCAACUUAAUCAGAACCACACAUUUACACUUUCGAUGGAAACUUUGCGGGCUUGGACAUCAAACCCGGAAGAGAACUAACGUUAAUAAGCGAGACUAGCUGCGUUUACACAGACAGGUUUGCAGCUAACGCUUAGGCUACCUAGCUAAGUUAGCUAACAGUUGUUUGAGCCAGCCAGCAGUAGGCAUUUUCCAUUGUCGAAAUAAGAAAAAUGGCCCAAUUUCAAAACCUCUUUGAGAAAGUGUGGAGCUGAAAUCGUAGCUAAAACUAAUCAUUGACUCUUGGGCAGCUAACGUUAGCUAGCGAAAUGUUGAUAUAUCUCAUCAUUCCUUCCUGUCUGUCACACGUCAGAGAAUCACCAGUGUCAAUCUCACCCGCGUGAUUGCAUUUUUGCCAGUUUGGGAGUUGUCCCCGGAUAGAUUAGUCCAUUGACGUUUUAUGUUCUGCUUUUAAUUGACAUUCUGACUCAAUACCAUUGUAUUGGUAUUGAGUCAGCAAUGGUUGUGACUGCCUAGUAUAAAAUAAAAUUUUCACGGCGUAGAAAUCUCGACCCUCUUCUCGAUCCUUUGUAUACAGUAAGGGCUACAGUAAAUGCGUAUCUGGUGAAAUCACCAAUUGGCAUCAAGAAGUUGUAGCUAAUUGUGAAAGUUGCGAAGAAAUAAUAUUGUAAACGUGCAUAACAGCCACAUCCAGUGGUUAAGAUUAAAAGCCAGAGCACAGCUUUUUCAGCUUUAAAAAAAAUUCUCUAUCCAUAUCGAAGUGCGACCAUGGAAGCAGAAGCACACAGUUGUCACCGACUGCCUGGGAAAACAUCAAGAAAGAGGAGGAGGGAUGAAAUCAAUGGAGAGAUGGAGGGAGAACAGGCCGUCAAGGUCCGACGAUCCACAGUGGGUCUGACAGAUCCAGCCCCAUUUGCUGACCAGCUAGAACCAGUUACCGCUCCGUACGUGCGUGUCAGUAUGGAGGAGGCAUGCCAGGGCACCCCACAAGAGCGUCCAGUGCGGGUAUAUGCAGAUGGGAUCUUUGACAUGUUCCAUUCCGGCCACGCCCGAGCACUGAUGCAAGCCAAGGGGCUCUUCCCAAACACCCAUCUAAUUGUCGGAGUAUGCAGUGACGACCUGACACACAACUUAAAGGGCUUCACCGUAAUGAACGAGGACGAACGCUACGACACCGUCAGUCAUUGUCGCUACGUUGAUGAGAUCGUACGGAACGCACCAUGGACACUCACGCCGGAGUUCUUGGCUGACCACAGGAUUGACUUUGUCGCCCAUGACGAUUACCCAUAUUCUUCUGCAGGAAGUGACGAUGUUUACAAGCACAUCAAGGCGGCAGGCAUGUUCGCACCCACACAGCGGACAGAAGGCAUCUCCACUUCUGACAUCAUCACCCGUAUUGUCCGCGACUACGACGUGUACGCACGCAGAAACCUGCAGAGAGGCUACACUGCCAAAGAGCUCAAUGUCAGCUUCAUCAAUGAGAAGAAGUACCACCUGCAGGAGCGUGUGGACAAAGUGAAGAAGAGGGUGAAGGAUGUGGAGGAGCGAUCCAAAGAGUUUGUGCAGAAGGUAGAGACAAAGAGCAUCGACCUAAUCCAGAAGUGGGAAGAGAAGUCCCGAGAGUUCAUCGCCAACUUCCUUCAAAUGUUUGGCCCAGAGGGAGCACUGAAGCACAUGCUAAAGGAGGGGAAGGGGCGGAUGCUGCAAGCCAUAAGCCCCAGGCAGAGCCCCAACAGCAGCCCGACCAGAGAGCACUCACCCUCUCCGCCGCCCUCAUUCAGUCUGCCCUUCUUCACCAAGACCUCCCCUCCCUCUUCGCCCCACCACCUCAGUGGAGCAGACCGCAUAAGCGAGGAUGAUGAUUAGGAGCCUCCCUCCAUUCAUUUUUGUACACCUGGAAAAACCUUCUGCUGAUUUUUCUUAUUUUUUUGUUGUUGUAGAAAAUAGUAAUUCCACUAAUCAGUCAUUCCAAAUGCAUUGUGCAUCUCCACAACUUUAUGCCAAUAGAUUCCAAAUAAUUGUUUUGGGGGGGUGAUUUAUUAGAUUUUUUUUCCAGAGUGCUGAUGCUAUGUUUAAUCAGAGCUGCAUUCCUCCCAGACAUGAUUUUUUUCAACAGAAUUCAUGUUUAAGCUUAGCCAGAGUCUGUGGUUAUUCAAAUCGUUAUAUUGUGAAUUGUAUUCUCUGAAGCAAGCAACUUUAGGCACUUAUACAAUAGUAUGUGAAAUAUUAUUCUGUGUUUACACGGGCACCUCAGCCCGAUUCUGAUAUUUUUUUCAUUAAUUGUUAUUUUGACCAAUCAGAUCAUCUCUGAAAAAGAUCUGAUGUGGAAGAAAGAUCAAAAUUGGUCUGCCUGUGUUGUGUUCAAUUGAAAUACUGUAGAAUUCCAUUCAUUCCUAUGGAGGACUGCUCCUACUGGAGAGUGCCAAUAUUGCCGACCGGUGGCUUCAAGGCCUCUCAAUGGCCAAUAUAUGGCAUCCGCAAUCCAGGCUUUGUACAGUGCAUUUGGAAAGUAUUCAGACCACUUGACUAUUUCUACAUUUUGUUACGUUACAGCCUUAUUCUAAAAUGGAUCAAAAUAGUUUUUUCCCCUCAUCAAUCUACACACAAUACCCCAUAAUGACAUUUUUGCAUGUUUAUAUAAAAAAAAAAAACUGAAUUAUCACAUUUACAUAAGUAUUCAGACCCUAUUCAGACCCUUUACUCAGUGCUUUGUUGAAGCACAUUUGGCAGCAAUUACAGCCUUGAGUCUUGAGUAUGACGCUACAAGCUUGGCACACCUGCAUUUUCUCCAGAGAUGUUUGAUGGGGUUCAAGUCUGGCCACAGUCUGAGGUCCUGAGCACUCUGGAGCAGGUUUUCUUCAAGGAUCUCUCUGUACUUUGCUCCGAUCAUCUUUCCCUCAAUCCUGACUUAGUCCCUCCCACUGAAAAACAUCCCCACAGCAUGAUGCUGCCACCACCAUGCUUCACCGUAGGUCAGGUUUCCUCCAAACAUGACACUUGGCAUUCAGACCAAAUAUUUCAAUCUUGGUUUCAUCAGACCAGAAAGUCCUUUAGGCGGUCGUGCCUUUUACUGAGGAGUGGCUUCCGUCUGGCUGCAGAUAUGGUUGUCCUUCUGGAAGGUUCUCCCGUCUUCACUGAGGAACUCUGGAGCUCUGUCAGAGUGACCACCUGGUUGUUGUUCACCUCCCAGACCAAGGCCCUUCUCCCCCGAUUGCUCAGUUUGCCCGGGCGUCCAGCUCUAGGAACAGUCUUGGUGGUUUCAAACGUCUUCCAUUUAAGAAUGAUGGAGGGGACUUUUAAUGCUGCAGACAUUUUUUUGGUACCCUUCCCCAGAUCUGUGCCUCGACACAAUCCUGUCUCUGAGCUCUACAGACAAUUCUUUUGACCUCAUGGCUUGGUUUUUCCUCUGACAACUGUGGGACCUUUAUAUAGACAGGUGUGUGCCUUUCCAAAUCAUGUCCAAUCAAUUGAUAAUCAUUUGCAUCGUCAUUGUGUAAAUUGAUGAGUAAAUCUUUUUUUUCAAUUUUAGAAUAAGGCUGUAACGUAACAAAGUGGAAAAAGUCAAGGGGUCUGAAUACUUUCUGAAUGCGUUGUGUGUGUAAAAGCACCUGGUUACUGCUUACAUUUGUGUUUUUGCUGGUCACCAAAAUGUAUGCAUUCCAGUGGCAGGCUUAUGAGGGCCAACACAAUAUCCUCCUGCUUUUAAAUGUCCUCAUUGUUUCUCUGCCCUUUAAUCGGCAAAGGAAAUGUCUGUCUUGUCAUGAACUGUCAACCUGUUGACUUCUAUCAGUUAUAACAGGACUAAAAUAACUAUGUACAAAGAAAAAUACUCAAUUCUGAAGUAAAACCACUUAAAUAUACAA